CCUUCAGCUCUUCUCGCGCUUCCUGAUUCACCUCGCUUACUUUUUGAAGUUCAGACUUUAACCAGCGGGGCUGAGAAUGAGCCAAAGUCGGAGGUUCACAUUGUCUCUCAUGAACUUUCGCCCACAGAUGCCCGUUUUGACGAAGGACUUCGCCAGCAGCCUGAAAUGACUUUUACGAGCUAGGCGGCGGUAUAGAGAAAUAAUAAUAAGACCAGUACUAAUAAUAAAGCCGGGAACCAGAACCAGCAUCAUGCCCGACGUGUCCAAGAUGAAGAAGCCCGAUGUGAAGCUGGUGCUGCUGGGGGACAUGAACGUGGGGAAGACGUCGCUGCUCCACCGGUACAUGGAGAGGAAGUUCAAGGAGACCGUCAGCACCGUCGGAGGGGCGUUUUUCCUCAAACAGUGGGGACCCUACAACAUCUCAAUAUGGGACACGGCCGGCCGGGAACAGUUCCACGGUUUGGGCUCCAUGUACUGUCGAGGGGCGGCCGCCGUCAUCCUCACUUACGACGUCACCAACUGGCAGAGCCUUGCCGAGCUGGAGGAGCGUUUCCUGUCCCUGACUGACACCGCUAACCACGACUGCAUCUUCGCCAUAGUGGGCAACAAGGCCGACCUGACGGACUCUAAAGCCCAGCUGUCCCAGGCCUCAGAUAAACCAUCCGAGGACCAAACUGAGUGCGAGGACGAGAGGACUGAACCACAGGAGUUGCCUGCUUGCCCGACACCCCCGGCUUCCCCCACAUCCCUCUCUGGAGUGAUGCUUCACAAACAGGUAGCACACGAGGACGCCAUAGCUCUUUAUGGGAGAAUACUGCGCUACAAGGGCCUGGACGAAAAGAGCAGCCUGCCAGCGGAGAAAAUGUGCUUCGAGACGAGUGCCAAGACUGGCUACAAUGUGGAUGCUCUGUUUGAGACGCUGUUUGAUCUGGUGCUGCCCUCCAUCCUGAGGAAGAGAAACGAGAACCAGGAGUCUCCCACCGUGGAUCUGGAGGACUACAGGGGGGUAAACCGUAAGAAGGGCAAAUCUGCCUGCUGCUAGCGGCCAAAGAAGUGAGGAGGCUUCGGUUUUAACCAGGGACAAUGAGCAGGCUGGUCUGAGCACCAAGUAUAUACUGUGAUGGUACUACUUUCUGGUUUGAGUGGGACCUAACUGCAUUAAUGACCACUUGGUAACACUCAUAAACUUGUACAUUCUUGAUGAUGUGAAGGGGGUCAGGAAAAGCAAAUAGAGUUCAUAGUGCCUCGAGAAAUUUUAAGUAUUUCUUCGUACGGAAGGGAAAUGAAUGCACAUGGCAUUGUCACUAUGCUUUGAAACCUUCCACUCAAACGACUAAAACUGCACUUAAAUCCCAAAGAUGUGUCUGUGUGCAGAUGACACAGACAAGAAGUCAAUCACUGCUCUUUGUAUUUGUUUUGCUUUGACAAUUUCACACAUUCAACAGCACUAACUGCUAGCUGGGUUGCACGUUGCACUGUGUUUAUUAUAGUCAGAUUUCAAGGUUUUCAUGAAUCACAUUUCACUUUAAUGCUCUGUUACUAGCAUUGAUGCUGAUCUUUGUAUUUUAUUCGCACUUUUGGAGCUUUUUAAUGAGUGUAAAAUGCCCUCGUUGAAUUUUUAAGCAUGUUGUCAUAAUAAAGAUUUUUAUUUUGCA
This is a messenger RNA of Amphiprion ocellaris (clown anemonefish), 1655 nucleotides long. It is a transcript of the gene rab20, whose product is annotated as RAB20, member RAS oncogene family. Bases 251 to 1042 code for a protein of 263 amino acids. The record is from RefSeq and is a predicted model, not a curated record. Gene Ontology annotation, molecular function: GTP binding; GTPase activity. Gene Ontology annotation, biological process: intracellular protein transport. The transcript has 2 exons. Gene Ontology annotation, cellular component: endomembrane system. NCBI's taxonomy places the organism in Eukaryota, Metazoa, Chordata, Actinopteri, Pomacentridae.